Molecule: messenger RNA, 2049 nt
Organism: Salvia splendens (bonfire salvia)
Lineage: Eukaryota; Viridiplantae; Streptophyta; Magnoliopsida; Lamiales; Lamiaceae
Product: phosphatidate phosphatase PAH1-like
Biological process (GO): lipid metabolic process
Molecular function (GO): phosphatidate phosphatase activity
Source: RefSeq, a predicted model, not a curated record
AUGAAUAACAGUGAUGGUGCACGGCCUGGAUUUGGAGUGACUCAAGGCAUGUACUCUGUAGCCACGCCAUUUCAUCCGUUUGGUGACAUAAUUGUGGUUAAGCAACAAGAUGGGACGUUUAGGAGUACGCCUUGGUACGUACGAUUUGGGAAAUUUUCAGGGGGCCCGGAGAAGAUAGUACAAGUUGAGGUUAAUGGUGUUGAAGCUGAUUUUCAUAUGAAUCUUGAUAACUCGGGCGAAGCAUACUUUGUUAGGGAAGUUGAUGAUGGUUCGAAGGACUUGGACAAUCUGGAAGGUGGUGGUGUAUGCAGUAACCAUUACAGUAGUUUUAAUGAUGGUGUUGGUGAAUUUAGUGGCCAAGAUAAUGACAUGGAAGACGCACACCUAAAUAUUCGAGCAGAAAAGCUAAGGAGAGUUGAGUCUGAUGCUGCUGCAUACGUGUUCUACGAGUUUUCAGAUGAACACUCAUCUGUGGAGGGUUCACCUAAAAUAUCUGAAUAUAGUCCAAAUAGAUAUGACACUUUAGAUAGUGUGGAGCAUGCACUAGAAUCACAAGAGUCAAAUUCCGAGGUAGUUUUGGUGAGCGUGGAUGGCCAAUCAUCAUCCGAGAAGACGGGUGAAAAUGUGCAACUAAGCACACCCCAAUUCCACCUUGGUCCUGGUGGGGGGACUGAAGAGUAUAAUUCAGGUGAAGGUAAUUGGGCUUCUGAUAGCUUGUCUGAUAUCCAUAGAGUUGGAGACACAUGUGAGACAAACAGUUUGUCUUUCAAACACCAUCAAGCACCCUACGAAGGAGAUGCAGAGCAUAUACAAAGUAGUCCUGAUAACAACUCAAUUGCGUUGGAGAUAUCUCUAUGUGGAAACUUGCUUCAUGCUGGAAUGGGAUCGCCUGCAGCAGACAACGUCUUUGAGCAAGCUUCUGGAGAAUUUAUCAUAAAGAAUCAAAACUUAAUUUUUAGAAUACAAGGGAAGUACUUGCCCUGGCGCAAAGCUGCACAUGUUGUUCUUGGUAUAGCAGCUUUUGAUUUGGAGUUACCGGUCAACUCGAAUGAUGUAAUACCUGUGGACAUAGGGAUGACAGAUGUAGAAGACGAUGAAAACGGAAUGCCUUUGACUCCAUCGUGCAGAUGGAGGCUUUGGCCAAUCCCAUUUAGGAAGGUUAAGACACUUGAGCAUACUAGUAGUAUGUCAUCUGAUGAAGCUUAUCUGGAUUCCGAGGCUGUCUCACCCAGCCAUUCUACAUCAACAUCAUCCGGAUAUCCAGGAACCGAGUCUCCUCGCAAGCAAAUUAUAAGAACCAAUGUCCCUAACACUGAUCAAAUCGAAUCUUUAAAUCUUAAAGAGGGACAAAAUAUGGUGAAUUUUGUUUUCUCGACUAGAGUCCUCGGACCCCAAAAGGUUGAAGCUCAUAUAUACUUAUGGAAGUGGAAUACACGCAUUAUAAUUUCAGAUGUUGAUGGGACAAUUACCAAGUCUGAUGUUCUUGGUCAAUUUAUGCCUUUAGUGGGAAAAGACUGGACACAUUCAGGGAUAGCUCAUCUUUUUUCUGCAAUAAAUGAGAAUGGAUACCAACUCCUAUUUCUAAGCACACGGGCAAUUGUUCAAUCGUACUUGACAAAAAGUUUUCUAUUCAAUCUCAAACAGGAUGGCAAGAGCUUACCAACCGGGCCUGUUGUUAUUUCCCCUGAUGGUUUAUUUCCUUCAUUAUACCGGGAGGUGAUAAGAAGAGCUCCCCAUGAAUUCAAAAUCGCAUGUUUAGAGGAUAUAAAGGCACUGUUUCCACCAGAUUACAAUCCAUUUUAUGCUGGAUUUGGAAACCGAGACACAGAUGAACUCAGUUACCGCAAGAUUGGGAUUCCAAAGGGAAAGAUCUUUAUCAUCAAUCCUAAGGGGGAGGUAGCCAUCAAUCAUUGCAUCGAUCUAAAAUCAUACACUUCAUUGAAUACACUCGUGAAAGAUAUGUUUCCCCCGGCCUCCAUGGUUGAGCAGGAAGACUAUAACUCGUGGAAUUACUGGAAGAUGUCAUUGUUCGACCUUGACAAUAUGUAG